This is a messenger RNA of Aplysia californica (California sea hare), 995 nucleotides long. Its product is annotated as ammonium transporter Rh type B-like. Gene Ontology annotation, cellular component: plasma membrane. The record is from RefSeq and is a predicted model, not a curated record. Lineage: Eukaryota; Metazoa; Mollusca; Gastropoda; Aplysiida; Aplysiidae. Gene Ontology annotation, biological process: ammonium homeostasis; ammonium transmembrane transport. Gene Ontology annotation, molecular function: ammonium channel activity.
GGUCUCAUAAUCCGAGUGGGCAGCUGUCUGGGUCAUCCCGGGCCGGUCGACCUGUUCGAGGACACGCCCACCUGGCACGUGCCGGACGAGGAAGAGGUCAUGACCCCCAUCGUCACAAGCAUCAUCUCCGGCAUGCAGCGGGGUAAGGCGGGAAAGUUCGCAGACGACAGUAACCUCCCUUUGCUGGUGGGCGGGGCCGGAGACGUGAGGAUGACUGGUUCCCCGAUCGUUCGGAACGACAGAGUGUAGACAAUUGGAUCGACCAUAACCACAGUUGGAUCGACUGGAACGACAGAGUGGAGACAGUUGGAUCGACCGUAACAACAACAGUUGGAUCGACCGUAACAAUCGAGUGUAAACAGUUGGAUCGACCGUAACGACAGAUCGAUUGACCGUAACAACAGAGUGGAGACAGUUGGAUCGUCCGUAACAACAACAGUUGGAUCGACCGUAACAACAACAGUUUGAUCGUCCGUAACAACAACAGUUUGAUCGUCCGUAACAACAACAGUUGGAUCGACCGUAACAACAACAGUUGGAUCGACCGUAACAACAAAAGUUGGAUCGACCGUAACAACAACAGUUGGAUCGACCGUAACAAUCGAGUGUAGACAGUUGGAUCGACCGUAAUAACAGUUGGAUCAACCGUAACGACAGACUGUAGACAGUUGGAUGGUCUAGAACGACAGAGAGAAGACAGUUGGAUCAACCGUAACAACAGAAUGUAGACAGUUGUAUCAUCCAUAAUGACAGGGUGUAGACAGUUCGUGCCGGCCUGGGUGAUAUCUACUAGUGGGACAUUUGUGAGGCAUCGUGGUGAAAUCAGGCGCUUGUCAAAAUAAAGAAAUGGAAGAAACAGGUAUUUUUCUGCCCGUUUGGCAUUUUCUGUUGAAUUUUUGUGUUUUGGCUUAACACCCUUUAUUGUCCAUUUAUUAAAACCAUAUUUCUGUGUUGAUUUUACUAAAAAAUGUUAAUAAAAGCACAAAAAUUGUAAA